This is a messenger RNA of Colius striatus (speckled mousebird), 756 nucleotides long. It is a transcript of the gene CYSTM1, whose product is annotated as cysteine rich transmembrane module containing 1. The record is from RefSeq and is a predicted model, not a curated record. The coding region runs from base 124 to 456 and encodes 110 amino acids. Gene Ontology annotation, cellular component: extracellular exosome. Lineage: Eukaryota; Metazoa; Chordata; Aves; Coliiformes; Coliidae. The transcript is spliced from 3 exons.
UGCCGCUCUACACGGCUCCUGGCAGUCCCAUGCAGCUGCAGAGCUCAUUGGCAUUGCUCAGGGCUCCUGGAGGAAACCACGCGGGCCUCGUGGCCUAAACAAAGGACAGAUUCUACAUCCCACAUGAACUACGAAAACCCUCCUCCUUACUCGGGGCCGGGCCCGACUGCCCCCUACCCGCCGUACGCGCAGCAGCCGGGCGGCCAGCCGGGCCCCUACCCGGGCUACCCGCCGGGGCCUGGGCCGUACCAGCCAGGACAGCCAGGCUACCAGGGCUACCCCCAGUACGGCUGGCAGAACGCGCCGCCGCCGCCGGGACCCGUGUACACAGAUGGGCCCAAAAACACAGUGUACGUGGUGGAGGAGCGUCGGCGGGAUGACACGGGCGAGAGCGCCUGCCUGACGGCGUGCUGGACCGCGCUCUGCUGCUGCUGCCUCUGGGACAUGCUGACCUGAGCUGCUGCCCCACGCUCCUGCCCCAGCCUCUGUUACUGUAAUCAGCGCCUGCUUUGCACAGCCCCGGCUGCCGUCUGUCCGUCCUCGCCCUCGGGGUGGGGGUAAAACUCCUUUCUUUUAGUAAAGGAAAAAAAAAAAUCCCUUUUUAACAUUUCUAAGACUUUUGUUGUAACUUUGAAGAACGUGCUGAUGGUCUGUUCCAGCCAAAGGCAUUCUGAUGAAAUGUAUAUUUAUCAGCUGAAAUUUUCCUAGUCCUAGAAUUGAAGACGUACGCAAUAAUUAAAGCCACAGUUGAUUUUC